CUGGAAGUUAUAAGUGCAAAGAGAAACAUCAACAGAGAUCACAAGUGACUACAAGUGAAACACAACCUUUGCAGAUUCACAUUCUUGAUCCCACUCCAAAACCAGACAUAAAGAUACAUCCAACUUUUGAGUUUUUCUACACUGAUGAGCGAAUUCACCUUGAUUGUAACAUGUCGGGUGAUGGUUGGGAAUAUCACUGGCACAAGGACUCAAAGCCGACACAACCUUCUAUCACAAAUACAAAUUACACCAUUGACUCAGCAUCUCUCCAUCACACCGGUGACUAUACGUGUGAAGCAAAGAGGGGUGACUUCUCAAUCUACAGUGAGCCGCUGAAAGUGGAAGUUCAAGCUCGUUCACCUGCUGUGCUGACGCUGGUCACUGAAUUAAGUGACAUCAUGGCUGGAAAUAUCCUGACAUUAAGCUGUGAGGUCUCAGAUGGUGAAGAAUGGAACUACACCUGGUGUGAGAACGGACAGGAGCUGAAUGAGUCUAUAAAUACAUUAAAAGUGGAAUCAACUGCAGAUACUAUAAAAAAUGAAUUUAAGUGCAGGGGGGAAAGGACAGCACGACCCCUGUACUCCUCUUGGAGUGAGGUGUUUGUAGCCAAGAAUAUUGUGUUCAAAAGAAAAAUACUGCUAGCCAUAUCAGGAUGUUUCGUCUGCUGUAUUGUUAUUCUGAUCAUUGGAUGCGUCAUACUAAAAAUCACCCGUAAACCAGAGAAGAAAGAGAAAGUACGUGAGGACUUGUUUAUCUCAAUGGCAGACUACGAGAACCCUACAUCACCCUUGAUGGAGUGCAUAAACAACAAGGCAACAGACAAAGAAUCAGGAGAAAAAGAAGAAUUGCAUCUGAAUCAUAUUUCAGUAACUCAUGUGGAUGGUGUCAUAAAAGAUGAAAAUUCACCACCAGCAGAUGCUAACGGCUUAACGUCUUUUAAAGGUCCUUAGAUAUUUGGUCAGCAAUCAAGAUCAGAAUGAACUUUCUCUUUUUGCACUAAGACAGCUAAAUGACAUGCAUAUUUUCCAUAAGCCUGCAUUACGUAUUACAGCAUAGCACUUUGUCUAACAGCAGUUGUACUGACAAACAAGCCUUUGUUUUGGGCCGUAAACUUUUGAAUUUAACUGCAAUGUUAUUCAGUAUAUAUGUGACAUAGGUAACAAAAUCCUGCCCAAGAGCGAGGUGAUCUUACAACAAAAAUAAAACACACAGACAGCAAUGUUGAUAACGUGCUCAGUGUUUACACAUUACUGUAUCUGUAUACACCUUGUCUGUUUUCUUUGUAAAACAUCGUUUUGUUAUUGUAAUUAAUUUGACCAUUUAUUAUUUCUGCUUUUGUA
Triplophysa rosa is the source of this 1340-nucleotide messenger RNA. RefSeq lists its product as uncharacterized. The record is from RefSeq and is a predicted model, not a curated record. Gene Ontology annotation, biological process: cell surface receptor signaling pathway. Bases 171 to 950 code for a protein of 259 amino acids. Lineage: Eukaryota; Metazoa; Chordata; Actinopteri; Cypriniformes; Nemacheilidae. Gene Ontology annotation, molecular function: transmembrane signaling receptor activity. The transcript is spliced from 9 exons.